Messenger RNA from Microthlaspi erraticum, 1740 nucleotides. The record is from the annotation of a GenBank genome assembly. NCBI's taxonomy places the organism in Eukaryota, Viridiplantae, Streptophyta, Magnoliopsida, Brassicales, Brassicaceae.
AUGCAUCACUCCUCCGCCGCCGUCUCCGGCGAACUUACUAAACCACCUCCCUCAACCGCACCUCUCCAACCUCUUCUUGACCUCAUCACAAACGUCCUCUCUCUCCUCCUCCUCUCUUCCCUCACCGUCCGUUCCUUCAUCGGAAAGUGGCAGAUCCUCCGCUCAAAGCUCUUCUCCCUCCACUCAUCACUCUCCUCCUUAUCCGAAUCUCCUCACUGGUCCGAAAACCCUCUCCUCCACACUCUCCUCCCUUCUCUCCUCUCCAAUCUCCAACGCCUUCACUCUCUCUCCCACCAAUGCUCCUCCGCUUCUUUCUCCGGCGGAAAACUCCUUAUGCAAAGCGACCUCGACAUCGCUUCCUCCUCUCUCUCCACUCACAUCAGUGACCUCGACCUUCUUCUCAGAUCUGGUGUUCUUCAUCAAAACGCCAUCGUUUUGUCCCUCCCUGCUUCUACCUCCGAUAAAGACGACAUUGCUUUCUUCAUCAGAGAUCUCUUCACUCGACUCCAAAUCGGCGGCGCCGAUUUUAAGAAGAAAUCGCUCGAGUCUCUCCUUCAGCUUCUCACUGAUAGCGAGAAAUCCGCAAGAAUCGUAGCUAAAGAAGGUAAUGUCGGCUACUUAGUCACUCUCCUCGAUCUCCACCACCAUCCUCUGAUUCGCGAGCAUGCUCUCGCCGCCGUCUCGUUGCUCACUUCCUCAAGCGUCGAUUCGAGAAAAACUGUGUACGAAGAAGGAGGAUUAGGUCCUCUUUUACGAUUACUCGAAACAGGAUCUCCGCCUCUAAAGACUAGAGCCGCCGUAGCAAUUGAAGCCAUAACCGCCGAUCCGGAAACCGCCUGGGCUAUCUCAGCUUACGGCGGCGUCACCGUUCUAAUCGAAGCUUGCAGAUCGGGAUCUAUAGAAGUACAAGAGCAUACCGCCGGUGCUAUAAGCAACAUCGCCGCCGUGGACGAUAUCAGGACGAUGCUCGCGGAGGAAGGAGCCGUGCCGGUUCUUCUCCCGUUCCUAAUCUCCGGUUCAACUUCGUUGCAGGAAAAGUCGGCGAACUUCAUCUCCUUACUUUCAUCUUCCGGUGAGUAUUUCCGAGAUUUGAUUGUUAGAGAGAGGGGAUUGCAGAUUCUGAUUCAUUUAAUUCAGAAUUCGUCGAAUCCGGAUACGAUUGAGCACGCUUUGCUUGCUCUAACUCAAUUAUCCGCCAUUGAUUCCAUCGCUAGAGUUUUAUCGUCAUCGACGGGAUUCAUAAUUCAAUUAGGGGAAUUCGUGAAGCACGGAAACGUAAUCCUUCAACAGAUUUCAUCUUCUCUACUAUCGAAAUUAACAAUCAGCGACGGUAACAAACGAGCGAUCUCCGAUUGUUUACCCUCGUUGCUCAAACUCAUGGAAUCGACGAAACCGGCGGGGUUACAAGAGGCGGCGACGGAAGCGGCGAAGUCGUUACUCACCGUCAGAUCAAACCGGAAAGAGCUGAUAAGAGACGAGAAGAGCGUGAUUCGGUUAGUGCAAAUGCUGGAUCCGAGGAACGAGACGAUGGUUGCGAAAGAGCUUCCGGUGAUAAUCGUGGCGGCGAUUCUCUCAGGGGGAAACAAUGCGGCGAGGACGAAAUUGAUGAGCUUAGGAGCUGAUCGUCAUCUUCAAUCUCUGGAGGAGAUGGAAGUUUCCGGCGCUAAGAAAACGCUUCAGAGACUCGCCGCCGGUAACCGGCUCAAGAGUAUCUUCACCAGAGCAUGGAAAGAUCACUAA